CAUCUCCCUCUUGCUUGCUCGCAUCCCUCUGAAUAAUCCACAUCUAGGGCAAGCUGGCUGAGAGGCGAUCCAGUGCUCAGCUCCUCUCUGCAGGCUGAGAAAAGAGACAGAGAGAGAAAGACAACGAUUUUCAACGCAGGAGGAAAAACGCGAUAUUUUGACAGAACGGGAGAAUACCAAGAAUUAACAGAGGAAGAUUUUCAUCUGCGGAUAUCAUUUAUUUAUAUAUAUUGUUUAUAUAUCUAUAUAUAUAUUUGUACACACACAUAUAGAUAUUUAUAUAUAUAUAUACAUUUAUCCCUGUACAUAUCUGUAUUUGUGCUUGUCUGUUUAUAUUAAUAUUUUUAUAUGUAUUUGUGUGUGUAAAUAUAUAUGAUAUAUAAACAAAAGAAUAUAUAUAUAUAUAUUAAUGAAUUUAUAUGCGUAUCACUGUGAACCAAGAGAAGCAAGAGGAAAUUUCUAUCAUUGGGGCUGGUCUCUGAUUGUGUGGUCGUAUACAAUAUUUUGAAUAUUUCCUUUGAUCUUCUACGUCAAGAGGACAAAGACUACGUGCCCAUUUUGUAUUUUGUUUUCCUGUUGCUGCUUCCCGUCCCUCUUGAUCUUUUUUUUUUUUCUACAUCUGAGAGGAAUAAAGCGGAGAGUGACAGGAUUUGACGAAAAAGGGAAAAUCUGUAGAAAUUCCUGUGAUUAGUGUUAUUUCCGUCGGCAUUAGCGCUCUGUGAGCCGAUCACAGCGUGCUGUGUGAGAUCUGAGGAGGCAGCAGAGACAGAGUGCCACGCCGCUCAGCUCAGCGUCAGCCCAGCCAACACAGCCAGCAUGCACAAACACCACCACUGCUGCAAGUGCCCAGAAUGUUAUGAGGUGACCCGUAUGGCUGCCCUGCGUAGGAUGGACGCCCCGUCAUAUGGAGGAGACUGGCAGGCCGAGCCCUAUGGAUACCCGCCUGGGUACGGGGGAGGCCAGACCUUACCUCCCCCAGCCUCAGGGGGAGGUGGAAGCAUGGGAGGAGGAGGGGGCACUUUGGGGAGAAGUAAGGGCAAGAUUAUGUCUAGUGGGGGCCCUGGAGGCCCCAACCCAAAGGGCCAAUCCAAGGGAGGCCCCAAAGUAAACGGCAGCAACUCCAGUGGACAAGGAGGAUGGUGGCCUGAGUGCACCUGUACCAACCGGGAGUGGUAUGACCAGGCCAACCCUCCCCCCAUCAUCGUCAACGCAGACUCACUAGAUGCAGGCCCUUAUGUAAAUGGCAGUGAUGGGAUGUAUAAAUAUGAAGAAAUCAUUUUAGAGAGGGGGAACUCUGGCCUGGGCUUUAGCAUUGCUGGAGGAAUAGACAAUCCCCACAUUCCUGAUGAUCCGGGGAUCUUCAUCACCAAGAUUAUCCCAGGAGGAGCAGCUGCUAUGGAUGGACGGCUGGGGGUUAACGACUGCGUGCUGCGUGUGAACGACGUGGACGUGUCCGAGGUGGUUCACAGCCGGGCGGUGGAGGCCCUGAAGGAGGCAGGGCCGGUGGUGCGGCUGCUGGUUCGACGGAGGCAGGCCCCACCCGAGACGAUUCUGGAGGUCAACCUGCUGAAAGGACCCAAAGGGCUGGGAUUCAGCAUCGCCGGAGGGAUCGGGAACCAGCAUAUCCCAGGAGACAACAGCAUCUAUAUUACCAAGAUCAUAGAGGGAGGAGCUGCCCAAAAAGAUGGACGGCUGCAGACUGGAGACCGCCUGCUAGCUGUGAACAACAUCAUGCUGCAGGAUGUGCGUCAUGAGGAGGCAGUGGCUGCACUGAAGAACACCUCUGAUAUGGUUUACCUCAAGGUUGCCAAGCCAGGACCUGUGCAUCUCAAUGACAUGUACGCCCCACCAGACUACUCCAGCAGUCUGGCCCUCCCCCCAGCCUUCCCCACCAUGGUGGACAACCACGUCAGCCACAACUACAUGGGGGCAAUGGAGCCUAAGCCAGUGUACCCACCGCCCCAGGUUACCCCGUCCAGGUACUCGCCAGUUCCCCGCCCUGUUCUAGGAGAGGACGACUUCACAAGGGAGCCGCGGAAGGUGUUGCUGCACAAAGGCUCCACAGGCCUGGGCUUCAACAUCGUCGGUGGGGAGGAUGGAGAAGGCAUCUUCGUCUCCUUCAUCCUGGCAGGAGGGCCUGCUGACCUGAGCGGGGAGCUGAGGAGGGGCGACCGGAUUCUCUCGGUGAAUGGAGUGAACCUAAGGAAUGCCACACAUGAACAAGCAGCUGCAGCACUGAAGAGAGCUGGACAGACCGUCACCAUCAUUGCUCAAUACAGGCCUGAAGAGUAUAGUCGCUUUGAGUCCAAGAUUCACGACCUGAGGGAGCAGAUGAUGAACAGCAGCAUGAGCUCAGGAUCAGGCUCCCUGCGCACAAGUGAGAAACGGUCUCUCUAUGUCAGAGCUUUGUUUGACUAUGAUCGAACGAGGGACAGCUGCCUGCCCAGCCAAGGCCUGAGCUUCUCUUAUGGGGAUAUCCUCCAUGUCAUAAAUGCUUCUGAUGACGAGUGGUGGCAGGCGAGGCUGGUCACACCACAUGGAGAGAGUGAGCAGAUUGGGGUCAUUCCAAGCAAGAAAAGAGUGGAGAAGAAAGAGCGGGCCAGGUUAAAAACAGUCAAGUUCCACGCCAGGACAGGGAUGAUUGAGUCUAACAGGCCAGUCAAAGUAAAGCGCAAAAAAAGCUUCAACCUCUCACGCAAGUUCCCGUUUUACAAGAGCAAGGAGAAUAUUGUGCAGGAGUUGGUGGAGUCUGAACAAUGCCUGACAUCCAACACAAGUGACAGUGAAAGCAGUUCAAAGGGACAGGAGGACACAAUUCUUUCCUAUGAGCCAGUCAUUCGACAGGAAAUCCACUACACAAGGCCUGUGAUCAUUUUGGGUCCAAUGAAGGACAGAAUAAAUGAUGACCUCAUCUCAGAGUUUCCCCACAAGUUUGGCUCCUGUGUACCCCGUGAGUCGACAGCACGCAACAGCUCUGCUCAGUACACUGACCAUAACAGCGGUGGCGUAAAUAAACUUGUUCCAUUCCCCUCUGCAGAUACGACUCGUCCGAGGCGAGAGAAUGAGAUGGACGGCCAGGACUACCACUUUGUGGCCUCGCGAGAGCAAAUGGAGAAAGACAUUCAGGAUAAUAAAUUCAUUGAGGCUGGCCAGUUCAAUGAGAACCUCUAUGGGACGAGCAUCUUGUCUGUCAGAACUGUGGCGGAGAGGGGGAAACACUGCAUUCUGGAUGUGUCUGGGAAUGCCAUUAAACGACUGCAGCAAGCACAACUUUAUCCGAUUGCCAUCUUUAUCAAACCAAAAUCCAUUGAAGCCCUAAUGGAAAUGAAUAAGAGGCAGACAUACGAGCAGGCCAAUAAAGUCUUUGACAAGGCGGUUAAGCUGGAGCAAGACUUUGGAGAGUAUUUCACAGCUAUUGUACAGGGUGACUCACUAGAGGAGAUCUACAACAAAAUUAAGCUAAUCAUUGAGGAGCAGUCUGGUCCCUACAUCUGGAUCCCCUCCUCAGAGAAGCUCUGAGCUCCCUGCCGUCCCCUCUGCAUCGGUGCAGAGCUCCCCUCCUGCCUCCCAGAAACCCCACCCAAGCCCAGAUAGCCCCCCUCCCUCCUCCUCACCUCCUUUUUGCAGAUAUGUUUCAUAUCAAGUUUUAGUGUCAUCAUUAUGUUACUCUCUAAAUGAAAAAGAAGUCUUAUCACCAUUACUGUGACUGUGCACACCCCUGCAUGAGUUUCUCAACAAAUCCAUUCAAGACUGGAAAUGCCAUUCCAAAGGAAUUUGUCAAAUGAAAACAAAAGGGAAAAGGAAUAAAUCCUUUUGUGAACUGGGACUGACUGAAGAUCAGAAUGUUUUACAGAAAUCUGGAGAGAGGAGUUGGGAUUCAAAAAGAAGUUGCAGGGGAACAGAGACAAAUCAUACAAGUUGGAACACUUUGUAAAUGUUCAUUAAAAUCACAUUUAAAAGACACGCAAGAUGAGAAGUUGAAGACCAAUUAAGGGUUGUUUUUUUUUGUUGUUUUUUGUUUUUUUUUCUAAAAAGACUGGAUAAAAUCGAGCCCUGCUGACGGUACUGUUCAAGGAGUCAUCUCUCUUGUUUAUAAUGACUGAGGAAAUUAGUGGAGGAGCCUACAAACUGGUGAUCUAUUUAUCACAAACCAGCUUGCUGUUUGGUCGUCUGCCAGUUGUCUGUGCUGCAGCUGAUAAAGACAUCUCGGGAGGGAGAUCAAGAGGAAGAAAUGCGUUGUGAAUCUCUACAUUUAUAUUAUGAAAUCACAAGAUAAAUGAUAAAAUCCUACUGAGAUUUUACUACAUAUUAAAAAACUACACAUUUUACACUUCACUAGAAUUGUCAAUUUGGAGGGCUGUUUUCUUUCUUUCUUUUUUUUUUUUUUUUUCUUCUUUGGUUUUUUUCCUUCUUUGUGGGAUUUUUUGCUUGUGGUUUUUAGCUGCUCUGUGUAAAGGAUGGGGGUAGAGAAGUGUAACUGGGCUCUCUGCAAAACACCAAACUGCCUUACAUCAAAUACAAAUUCUGUUUUGUGACUACCUGUUGUCUGUGAGGGAGGCUGCACACAAUUGACAAGGAAGACCGAGGAAACCUUCUCAUCUUUCCUUACUUUUUUGUGUCCUCCGACUGCCAGGAGGCCUGACUUGAGUGCAAUAGAUAAACAAAGUCUCGCCUCUGUGGGCGUCUUUUCUCCCCUGUAUUUCAACCUCUUUGCUGUGUAAUUUAAAAGAAAUUUGGCCAUUUGAUUACAAUUUGGACAGCCAGAGCCUCCUUACUCAUGUUGAGCAGCAGACCACCCUAUUACACUCUCUGCCUUCCAAAAGGAUUCUCUUCUGAUUGAAUGGUCACAUGGUACUGUCCUAUCUGCCGCCAUGAUGGUGGCCUUAAAACGGGUAGAACAAGACAAUAAUUGUAUUGGGUGUCUCUAACAAUUAAAGAGUCAAUAUAACCUGUUUUGGAUUGUCCCCCUGUGCCCCUACCAAAAACAACACUAAAGUUGGGUUUGAUUAAACCUAUAUGCUUUGUGUAUCUAUAAACAUAUGAAUUCUUAAUGAUUCUGUUGUUGGCAGGUGCUGAACCACUGUGUUGAGCUCGUAGUGCGUCUGGGGUGAGCUAGACCAGCUCAGGAAUCUUAACGUACAGAUACCAUUUCCCCUGCGACUGAAAGGCCACGUUCGGGUGAUGACACAGAAAGUUUAUAGCACGAACAAGUACUCAAGGUACUGUCACAUAGUUAAAGGCGUUUUCAACUGAACAGUGUAAUCGGUUUGUAUUACGCAUCUUUUUCGUGAGGCGGGGAGCUUGUUCAAGGCCAUCGAUGUGGUCACCUUUUGAGUUGGCUGUAACAUGGCUUCACCAGGAUUGAAAUGACCUGCUCCACCCCCCCAUCCAGAGCUUGGCACUGUAUGUUAAUGUGUGCAUGUGAGAGGGCACAUCUGAAGAAGGAAUACUGUGGCCCCUGAUCUUGUGAACGUUCUCGCUUUCCUCCUCAGCUUUUUGAAGAGUGCAAGGAGAUUUUUUUUCUUCCUCAGAGAGCCAGACCCAACAAGAAGUGGUAACCUAGACCUCUGGGUCCCCUGCUCUCUCCCACCCACAGAGCACCUGUACCUGCAGGCAUUUUCUGAACAGGUGUGCCCACCUGCCAGGCACCACUGCUAAACCAGCUGUCAUUACCUGUGUCAAAACCAGAGUUCAGGGAAUAACCGAAGGGAACAGAGCCAUUUAUAAACUGCUUGCAGACUGUUUCAAAGGGUGUGGUAGCUGUACAAUGUAAAUAAGCCCCCAGCAGAUCCCCCUCACCUGUGCUUCAUGCAUGUGUGAAUCAAACUGGGACAAACAUGUUUUAUAGACCACAAAUGUCAGGUAAGUAAAGUUUGAGCUACUCUUAAGAUAUACUUUCCAUACAAAUGUGCUGUAUUGUUGGUAUUUCUCUUCAAAUGCCUAUUGGAACACUUAACUAGUCAGUUUGGGAAUUCAAUUCCCUCAAAUAGGGCCUGUCUACAUGUGAUUUAUUGUGGAACGUGUCUGGGUGUAUAGAUUUUAAAAAAUAUAUUGUAAAAUAAUUAAAAAGAGAUGCAGGCAGAAACCUACACAACAUCACAGAAACCAGGAGCAUUGAUCAAUACAUCAUUAGAAGUUUAGAAUUGGUCCUCUCUGGUGUUUAGCUGAAAUACAGCUGACUGUUAACAAUGUGUGUGGUAUUCAUACCUCAGUCAGCCAUGUCAAAGCCCAAAGAACUUGAUUUCAUUUUACUCUUUCCACUGAGGUUGUGGUAUAUAACAAGAUGGAACCUGAAUGCCUCUGUGUGUGUAUAAUUGAUGAGGGUCUUUGUUCUCAUGAGAGAAAUGAUGACAUGUAUGCUUUUAUUUUUUGGGUGGGGGGGUCAGGGUUCUUGUUUGUACUUUUGGGUGAUGAUGUUUAUGUUAUAGCACAUCUGUGCAGUAAGUGCUUGCAAACAUGAACCCUUUGAUUGUACAGUAGUUUCCUUCCUGUCACUGCAGGUGGUACAGCCUAUCAGGACACUUGGCCUCAUGGUCUUCCCUGUCCUAGUCAUGAGGGAACACAGUCCUGCAACUUUUGUUCGGGUUUUAUUUUGGGACUUGACAAGAGUUUAUUUGUUUGAAAAUAAAAUAUGUGACUCAGUUAUGA
Messenger RNA from Seriola aureovittata, 6648 nucleotides. It is a transcript of the gene dlg3, whose product is annotated as discs, large homolog 3 (Drosophila). Gene Ontology annotation, molecular function: kinase binding. Gene Ontology annotation, biological process: chemical synaptic transmission. The transcript is spliced from 20 exons. Gene Ontology annotation, cellular component: neuromuscular junction; postsynaptic density membrane; neuron projection. The record is from RefSeq and is a predicted model, not a curated record. NCBI's taxonomy places the organism in Eukaryota, Metazoa, Chordata, Actinopteri, Carangiformes, Carangidae. The coding region runs from base 817 to 3519 and encodes 900 amino acids.